GGCAGAACUGUGUGUUUGAAUGGUUUACACGUUUCCCUGAAAUGACUUCCUUUUCCUUUUGAGUGGAUUUGCUGUUAACCGACGACAACAUGAAACUCAAUAUAUCGUAUCCGGCGACCGGAUGUCAAAAGCUUCUGGACAUCGACGAUGAGAAGAAGGUCCGCAUCUUUUACGAGAAACGGAUGGGACAGGAGGUGGAGGCGGACUCCCUGGGCGACGAGUGGGCCGGUUAUGUGGUCCGCAUCGCCGGUGGAAACGACAAACAGGGCUUUCCUAUGAAACAGGGAGUCCUGACCAACGCUCGGGUUCGUCUGCUGCUGUCAGCCGGACACUCGUGUUAUCGUCCCCGACGUGACGGCGAACGCAAACGCAAGUCUGUCAGAGGAUGUAUAGUCGACGCCAACCUCAGCGUCUUGGCUCUGGUGGUGGUCCAGAAAGGCGAGAAAGAGAUCCCCGGCCUGACGGACACCACUAUUCCCCGUCGAUUGGGUCCCAAGAGAGCCAACAAAAUCCGCAAACUUUUUAAUUUAUCGAAAGAAGACGACGUCAGACAAUAUGUGGUCCGCAGACCGCUGGCCGUCAAAGAGGGCAAAAAGCCGAGAAGUAAGGCUCCGAAGAUUCAGCGCUUAAUCACUCCGAAAGUGGUUCAACGAAAACGAAGGCGUCUCGCGAAGAAGAGACAGAGAGCUGUCAAACGCAGAGAUCAGGCCUCAGAAUACGCCCGACUUCUGGCUCAGAGACAAAAGGAGGCCAAAGAGAAGAAGGCAGAGGAAGCCCGUCGAAGGCGAUCGUCCGCCUCUUCCGGAGGCAAAACUGCCAGCUCUUCAUCGGCUUAGAUAUGAUCGGAAUUUUGUAAUCAAAUGAUUAAUUAAUAAAAUGUUUUCUUGAAUUACA
Molecule: messenger RNA, 894 nt
Organism: Oppiella nova
Lineage: Eukaryota; Metazoa; Arthropoda; Arachnida; Sarcoptiformes; Oppiidae
Source: the annotation of a GenBank genome assembly